ACGACGACGUUUCUUAUAUUCCGCCUUCACAUCGGCCACCCAUGCCCUUGCCGCCAACCCCAUGGAAGCCGUGUAGACAAGUAUCCUCUUGGUGAGCGCCGCAUUCAUCCAAGUUUCCGCGUUGCUCAUCUCCCACCGGAACGUUUCUCUCCGGCGUAAGUGCUUCAGUUCGCUCAACCUAUUGCUCAGACAGUCCACCGAAUCUUUGACAAUCGCCGAGCGCUAGUCGUUCCUUCUUGCUCCUACGUUUCGUAACCGAAGCCUGAGCCACUAGGGACUUGGACAGCUUGGUCGCCGAAAGAGGCUGAACUUCGAUACUACCGGAUUUUCCAGUACGUUUGGUGUUAGUCCAGCAUGGAAGGCAUCGACGUGGAGGGAAGCUCAAUGAUCUCGACUGAAUUGCAGUCGGAUGAAUUCUGUGAGUCGAUCCUUGAUCGGUUCUCAAGUUCUACGCAAGAGGAUCACCAGCACCUUUGUGCAGUGCUAGGCACCAUGUCUCAGGAGCUCAAGGACCAGAACAUCCCUCUGACGCCAGUUGCCUAUUUUGGCGCUGCAUGCUCCUCCCUCGACCGUCUCUCCUCCGAACCAGACCCUGCCGGGCACGUUAUUGAGUCCUUCAUGACCAUUCUUUCCCUAGUGCUGCCCAAAAUCUCGCCUGCAAUUUUGAAGAAGAAGGGAGAUUUUACCUCGGUUCUCCUUCUCAGGGUUCUCCGGUCGAGUUCGGUUACGGCUGGUUCGGUUGUUUCAGGUUUAAAAUGCGUGUCUCAACUAUUAAUCACCAGAGAUCCAGCUAAUUGGUCUGACUUGUCUCAGUUGUACCCUCUUUUGUUGGUUUACAUGACUGAUUCUCGUUCUAAGGUGAGAAGGCAGUCGCAUCAUUGUAUCCGUGAUGUCUUACAAAGUUUCCAAGGGACACCGUCACUGGCCCCUGCUAGUGAAGGGAUCAUGAACACAUUUGAAAAGUUUCUUCUACUGGCUGGUGGAUCAAAUGCCAAUCCUAAUGAAGGUCAUGGAGGAGCUCUAGAGGUUCUCCACGUUCUAGAUGCACUUAAAGAGUGUCUUCCUCUGAUGUCAAUGAAGUACUUGACUUCUGUGCUUAAGUACUUCAAAACUCUAUUGGAACUUCGCCAGCAACUUGUGACAAGGCGCAUAACAGAUAGUCUGAAUGCAGUUUGUCUUCACCAAAAUGCAGACGUUCCAGCUGAGGCACUGCUUGACCUUCUGUGCUCACUUGCCUAUUCUGUCUCAUUGAAUGAAUCGUCGGCUGAUGCCAUGACCUUCACUGCUCGGUUGCUGAACGUGGGUAUUAAGAGAAUUCAUGAUCUUAAUAGGCAAAUAUGUGUAGUUAAGCUCCCCAUGGUAUUCAACGCACUUAAAGAUAUUUUGGCAUCGGAAUAUGAGGAGGCCAUAUUUGCAGCCACAGAAACAUUGAAGGGUCUGAUAGAUACUUGUAUUGAUGAAAGUUUAAUUAUGCAGGGAGUGAAUCAGAUUAGAAACACAAACUUGGAUGAGCGAAAAUCUGGGCCAACUGUCAUUGAAAAAAUAUGCUCAACUAUUGAAAACUUACUUGAUUACCGCUACAGUGCUGUCUGGGACAUGGCACUUCAAGUUGUUUCAGCUAUCUUUGAUAAAUUAGGUGCUUAUUCUUCUUAUUUCAUGAGAGGAACUCUUAAGAAUUUGUCAGAUAUGCAGCAUUUGUCAGAAGAAGAUUUUCCAUAUAGAAAGCAGCUACAUGAAUGUGUAGGAUCAGCUCUUGGUGCUAUGGGGCCUGAGACAUUUCUAAGCCUUCUGCCUCUGAAGUUGGAGGCUAAUGAUCUUUCAGAGGCAAAUGUCUGGCUCUUUCCAAUUCUGAAGCAAUAUACUGUUGGUGCUCGCUUGAACUUCUUCACAGAGGUCAUUUUGGGUAUGGUUGGAAUCAUAAGGCAGAAAGCCCGAAAGCUUGAGAUGGAAGGACGAAUUUUCUCAUCAAGGUCUGCUGAUGCUCUUGUCUACUCUUUAUGGUCGUUGUUGCCUUCAUUUUGCAACUACCCAUUGGAUACUGCUGAGAGUUUCAAGGAUCUAGAGAAAAGUUUAUGUGCUGCCCUUCAAGAACAACGAGAUAUUCGUGGAAUUAUAUGUUCCAGCUUGCAGAUUCUGAUUAAACAAAAUAAAGAAAUUGCAGAGGGCAAAGAUGUUUUAUCCAGUGUUGAUGCAAGUACUGCUAUGCAGUGUGCUCUAUCCCACUAUACCCCGCAGGUUGCAACUGGCAAUUUGCAAGUACUUCGGUUGUAUUCUCGUGAACUGUUAUCCGUUUUGUCAGGGAUCUUCAUGGAAUCAGAAAAAGACUACGGUGGUUGCUUACAGUCUUUGAUUGGUGAGUUUGCUUCCAUAGCGGAAAAAAAAGUUACCAAAAUUUUAUACAGAAAGGCAAUGCACAAGCUUUUGGAAGUUACACAGUUGGCUGGAAAGCCUGAGAGCUCCAGAAAUAAUUGUAUGCAGAUUGAUGAUUUGUCAAACCAAAAGUCACCAUCUGUUAUAAGGGCACGUCUAUUUGACCUGGCAGUUUCACUUUUACCUGGUUUGGAUUCUGAAGAGAGUGAUGUCUUAUUCACUGCGAUAAAGCCUGCAUUACAGGAUGUUGAAGGUUUGAUCCAAAAGAAAGCAUACAGAGUUCUUUCAGUUCUUCUCAAGAAGGAUGAAUUUCUUUCACCAAAGCUUGAGGAGUUGCUCGGGCUUAUGAUUGAAGUGCUGCCAUCAUGUCAUUUUUCUGCCAAGCGCCAUAGACUUGACUGUUUACAUUUUCUAGUAGUGCGUGCCAUCUCUAAGGAUGGGUGGGAGCAAAGGCGGUGUGAGAUUCUUAGUUCUUUCCUAACUGAAAUAAUACUUACUCUGAAAGAGGCUAAUAAGAAAACAAGAAAUAGAGCAUAUGACGUGCUUAUACAAAUUGGUCAUGCAUAUGGAGAUGAGGAAAAUGGUGGCAAUAAGGAAAACUUGCAUCAGUUCUUCAACAUGGUAGCUGGAUGCUUGGCUGGAGAAACUCCUCAUAUGAUUAGUGCUGCUGUCAAAGGCUUGGCUCGCUUGGCUUACGAAUUUUCUGAUCUGAUUUCUACUGCCUACAAGUUGCUUCCUUCUACAUUCCUCCUCCUCCAAAGAAAGAACAAAGAAAUUGUAAAAGCUAAUUUAGGCCUACUGAAAGUAUUAGUGGCCAAAUCACAAACUGAAGGGUUGCAAGCACACUUGAGGAGUUUGGUGGAAGGCCUGUUGAAGUGGCAAGAUGCUACUAAAAGUCAUUUUAAAGCCAAGGUCAAGCUUCUUUUGGAAAUGCUUAUCCGAAAAUGUGGCCUGGAUGCUGUUAGGGCCGUGAUGCCUGAAGAACACAUGAAAUUACUUACCAACAUACGAAAGAUCAAGGAACGGAAGGAGAGGAAACUUGCAGCUAAUUCUGACGAAGAUCAUUCUCGGCUCUCAAAAGCAACUACAUCCAGGUUUAGUAGAUGGAAUCAUACAAAAAUAUUUUCUGAUAUUGGCGACGAAGGUGAGGACAGCGAUGCUGAAAACACAAAUGGUCAAAGCAAGGCAUCUUCACUGCUGAAAUCUAAGGCAUCUUCUUUACGGUCCAAGAGAAAUCGUGGCCUUAAUAAGAGCUUGCCUGAAGAUUUGUUUGAUCAAUUAGAAGAUGAACCACUGGAUUUACUUGAUCGGCUCAAAACAAGGUCAGCUCUUCGAUCAUCUGAAAACCUCAAAAGGAGGUGUGAAUCUGAUGAUGAGCCAGAGAUAGAUUCUGAAGGGCGAUUGAUAAUUCGCGAAGGAGGGAAACUGAAAAGGUUGUUGGCCUCUGAUCAUAACUCAGAUGCAAGGAGUGAAGCUGGCAGUCUGUUUUCAGUGAACUCGGUUAGAACGCAAAAGCGAAGGAAAACAUUAGAGUCUGGAUGGGCAUACACCGGUACCGAGUAUGCCAGCAAGAAGGCAGGUGGAGAUGUAAAGAGGAAGGAUAAGCUUGAACCAUUUGCAUAUUGGCCCCUUGAUCGUAAGAUGAUGAGCCGUAGACCUGAGCAUCGGGCAGCUGCUAGAAAAGGUAUGGCAAGUGUAGUGAAGAUGACUAAAAAACUUGAAGGGAAGAGUGCCUCGACUUUGCUCUCUUCAAAAUUCAUGAAGUCGAAGAGGAUUCAGAAGAGAGGCAGUAAAAAAAGCAAGUAAAGAAAGUAUGUCCGUGUAUAUCAAUUCUGUUCUCUAAUUAUGUUAGUCGCAUUCAUGGUGGGCUGUUGCUGCAAAUUUUGGAAGGGAAGAAUAUAUUAUGGGUUUAUGUAUAUGAUAGGAACAUGUCAAGUACAGAAAGGCAGGAACAAAGAUGUACUACCAGUUUUCUUAUUUAAUUAUCCAGUGAACAAAAAAAGUUUGAUCAUGAUGUUUCUGUUUAAAUCUCUUUCUCAUCAUACUUUCUUUUAGUAUCACGGACAUUAAUUUAAGGUAUUCUGGAUUGUAUCUACCA
Messenger RNA from Carica papaya (papaya), 4468 nucleotides. RefSeq names its product ARM repeat superfamily protein. Lineage: Eukaryota; Viridiplantae; Streptophyta; Magnoliopsida; Brassicales; Caricaceae. The record is from RefSeq and is a predicted model, not a curated record.